This is a messenger RNA of Acyrthosiphon pisum (pea aphid), 952 nucleotides long. RefSeq lists its product as uncharacterized. Lineage: Eukaryota; Metazoa; Arthropoda; Insecta; Hemiptera; Aphididae. The record is from RefSeq and is a predicted model, not a curated record. The coding region runs from base 359 to 865 and encodes 168 amino acids. The transcript is spliced from 3 exons. Gene Ontology annotation, molecular function: protein dimerization activity.
GACAACGUAGCUAUGAAAUGCUUACUGCAAUCACUACUCCAACAUUUGUUGUAAUAUUAUCAAUCAUGGCAAAAUAUUCUGCGAAAUUUGAAACUGUAUCAACACUUCUUCAAGCGGUAGAUGUUGACCUGCAAGAAGCUACAAAACAUAUUCAAGACCUUUUAUCAAUGUUAGAAAUAGACCGUAAUAAUUGUGAGAAUCGGUUCAAUACAAUAUUUAAUGAAGUAAAAUUAGUUGCUUCUAAAAUAGAUUUGGAGUUUAAAGUAUUAAACAAGUACAUCGUGAAAACUAUCCAACUAAUGAUGUUGAGAUAUAUUUUAGACAAUCAUUAUUUAUACCAUACUUGGAAUCAAUUAUAAUGUCUCUAAAAGAUAGAUUUUCAGAUGAAAAAUUAAAAAUAUUUACAUUAUACAACCUACACCCAAAAAAAAUGAAACUAAUGAGCGACCAAAAAUUCAUAGAAAGUAUUGAAGUUAUUUGUACACUUUAUGGUUCACUUCUAGACAAUUUUAAAGAACAAGCAUUGUCAUGGUAUGAUCUAUGGAAAAAUAAAGAAGUCGAACCCACCAUGAAAUUAAUUGAUAUUCUCGAUUACGCCACAUAUUACCCAGCGGUAUGCCAAGCUAUACAAAUUGCAAUUACUUUACCUGUAACUUCCUGCUCAGUAGAACGAUCGUUUAGCACUUUACGCCGUUUAAAGACUUGGAUUAGAAAUAGGAUGGGAAACGAAAGACUGAGUAGCUUGGGGUUGAUUAAUAUACACCGCCAAAGGUAUGAUCAUAAACAAUUUUUGAAUCAACAAAUUGAUGAUUCAAUUAAUUUGUUUGCUUCAAACAAAAGGAGAUUGUCAUUACUUUUUGAAUAAUAAUAAUAUGAUGAUAAUAUGAUAUAAAUUAAAUUAAAUAAAGUGGUUUUUUGUUUAAAAUGUAUUAAGUAUGUUCUUUCUUAUAAA